AUGAACUUCUCAGAUCUACCUUUUGAAGCGAAAUGCCAUAUAUUCUCAUUUCUAGAUUAUCUAAGCUUUAUUUUGCAAAAAGGACUUUGUUUGAAUAAGACCUUUUGUAGGAGUUUACUUUAUGCAAUUGAGCCACCAAAGAAAUUAUUGUUUGGUCCUCUUCCGAAGCGUGCUGCAAUUCCGAUUCAAACAAGCGAUGAUGAUGAAAUUGAUGGAGAAUUGGACGAACAAAAUCGUCAUUCUAGAGUCAUCACAUUCCGGUAUGCCGUUAUUGAUGGAAGUCAGUUUUAUGAUAGAAUUACAAACAUUUUACUACCAAAAUAUUUGAAACCAAUGUGUUUUAAUAAGACAAUCACCUAUUUAGACAUUCACACCAUUGGCUCGAAAUUGACCAUGAAACAAACCAUUGAUAUUUGCAAAGAAUUUCCAAACCUCACUCAAGUUCACUUUAUUAAUCAUUUUCCAACUCUAUCAAAAUUGAAAUCGUUUAUUUUAGACUCGCUGUAUCCUCAAUAUUGUGCACAUUUGAGAGUUAUUGACAUAACAUCGGGAGAAUUAGCGUCACAAAAUCAAACUGUUGGAAAUACUGUGAAAAAGAAAGUAACGCCUAUUCAACGGUUACGAUCUGAAGAAGAUUUUCCUGCAAUCGUUGAUUAUGCACUGCUAGUACUUCCCAAUACAGCUUCUGCAUCAGGGACAACCUCCUAUUUAAAGAUGAAUGAUGAACAAACAUUGACGUUUCUCAAACAACUUAUUGAAAAAUACUAUGUGCCAAUCAAUACAUGCAUUCAAGGUAAAUACACCUUUCUAUCAGGGGCAUGUCACAACAGCCAUUUCGAAUGCAUUAAAUAUUUACUAAAUUUUGGAGCAAACCUAAGGCAAAAUCGCUCCAAAUCGAAGGAUUCAAUCAGUAGAAGCAUAUCAUUGGACCUGAUGAAUAUUGCCGAGAGCUCAGAAAAAGAGCUACUCUUACUGAGAUCACAACCUAAUAGGGCUCUGUAUUUUUCGUUUAAGAGGAAUUUUUGUAUUGCUCCAUUAGUAAUACUUCAAAAAGAGAAUAUUAUUGAUUACCUGAUUGAGAAGGGCAUUACACUGUGUGAAUAUCAAAUCGCAUCCAUCAUCCAACAUUUGAGAAGAUCACUGGCUAAUUUAUCCUUUGCCACUCCAGAAAUGAAACUCAAAAUUAUUGAUAAGAAGAAAAAGCAAGAACAAUUACUUUACAAAACUCUUAACAAACUCGAACACUUUUUAUUUACGUUUUCAGAUGUUGAUAUGGAAACGGGUUCGAGUCCCAUCCAUCAAAUUUUAGAUUAUACCUCACUGAGAAUAAUACUCCACAAAAUGGGCCUUCACUCACUGCAAAGCUCACCCGAUGCAUUGAGUAAUGAGGUUGAACAAAUCAUUAACACAACCAAUAAGUGUACAGGUGCCUCAGUGAUUCACAUGUUGUGUGCGAGUUCUUCUUCUCUUUGCAAAGUCUAUCAACCCACAAGUAUUUCUGAAAUUAUUAAUGCCCUCUCUGUAUAUAGUAAUUGCACGAACGAAAAUUCCAAUUUUCCUUUAUCACCACUCGACACAGAAAUAUUUUCAAAUAUUCAAAAUUUUCAUCACUUUUUGAAAGCACGGCUGGAUAUUUAUGAUUUGAAUGGAAUGAUGCCCAUUCAUUUGUGUGUGGAUAUGGAACGAUACGAUCUAGCCAAAGAAUGGCUUAAAUGGAAACCAGAACACGCACUCUUUCUCACGAAAAACACGAAUGAAUCAAUUUUACACAUUCUUGUAGAGCAAUUUACACAUACCAUGUUUGAUUUAAGCGCCUCAAGUAGCGACGAUGAAGCAAGUUAUAGAAAAUGCAUGAAUAGUCAUGUUGUUUUAGAGUCACCUGCCUCUCCCAGCGAUUUAUCAUCAAUCCCUGAAGUUUUGGAAGAGAAUUUACUCGAGCAGAGACGAAUUGAACUUCAAGAGAAGGAACGAACUUGCAAGCUCAACAAAAUUCUUUCUCUCAUCAAAUUUAUUGCCACCGGCUUGAAAAUCAGUGAAGAUGAAAGGAGGAAAAUCUUCAUGGUACAGAAUGAUUUGAAUAUGACCAUUCUUGAUAAUAUUCACUCCUCGUUUGACGAAUAUAUCACAGAAGAAGCAACUGAUCAUGAAGAGUACAAACACUACAAGGAGUACGUGAAUGAGGUUUUAUCCUUGCUGGAAAAAUAA
This is a messenger RNA of Naegleria fowleri, 2205 nucleotides long. RefSeq lists its product as uncharacterized. Bases 1 to 2205 code for a protein of 734 amino acids. The transcript has a single exon. The record is from RefSeq and is a predicted model, not a curated record. NCBI's taxonomy places the organism in Eukaryota, Heterolobosea, Eutetramitea, Acrasida, Naegleriidae.